AUGGAGCCGCCCCGAGACAUGGGCAAGGUUUCCAACACAGAAGAUAACCGCAACGGGCGGGUCCAUUCCCUGUACACAGCCCAGAGGAUUCCCCGUACCAACUUGGAAAACACACAUGCUAGAGGGUCGGAGUUCUCUUCUGCAGCCCGUAACAUCCAGGAGCAGGGCAAGACCUUGAAUCGGCCCAAAGACGAGGCCAAGGAGGGUCCUGGGCACCGGCUGCUGAAUAUGCUGAGAAAAACUCUUAAAGGGUCUGAAAGUAAAGAACUAGAAGUAACACCUGAGGCACCAACUUUGGUGCCAUUUGGGGAUGUGGUUGGCUGCCUAGCCAUUCAUGUAAAGAACUGCAAACAUUUUACGCCUAAGAUCGGUUUACAACAUUACAGUAAUUUGUUCAUUCGUGUCUCUAUUAACAACGUGGUGAAAUGUACAAAAAAGUGUAGCUUGCUACCCCCAAACAAUGAAGAGGACACUGUAAUUACAUUUGAUGAAGUGAAAUAUUUUUCUGUACAGGUUCCUCGACGUCAAGAUGAUGAGAAGAAUAAUAUUUACUUAGAACUAAUGCAACAUGACAGUACAAAAUAUCUUCUCUUAUUAGGGAGUGUUCAGGUACAUCUUUAUGAAAUAAUUCAGAAAGGGUGCUUUACUGAAGAACUCCGAAUGUUGAAUAAAAACACAUUUAUCUGCAGGGCGGAAGUGGAAUUUAUGUUCUCCUAUGGAAACUUUGGUUAUGGAUUUUCACAUCAGUUAAAACCUCUUCAGAAAAUUAUUAAGCCAUCUAUGUUUAUGAAUAUUGCACCACCUCCAGAAAGAACAGACCCUGUGACAAAUGUUAUUAUACCACAACCAAUAGAAUAUCCAGCAUUCUUAUCCCCAGACCUGAAUGUUUCUGUUGGGGUGCCAACUACAGCAUCCCAAUCCAACCAGCCAUCUGUAGUACGACUUGAAAAACUUCAGCAACAACCCCGGGCAAGGCUAGAAAAAAUGAAAAAAGAAUAUAGACGUCUGAGUACAUGGAUAGAAAAAGCUAGCUACUUAGAAGGAGUUCUUACCCCAAGAUUGGAACGUAAAGAAUCUAAGGAAAGUAAUACCAAUGAGGUACUUGAAAGCCAAUUGGAAGACAGACCUACAGAUAUUGUAACAUCAGAUAUCCGUCUUAUAAAGGAAGAAGCUGAAACUAUUCCAAAUGAGUUACUGGAUAACGAUGAUAAGACAGGCCUGAUUCUACCAACUUUGAACCAGUCGGGUGAAGAUGAUUCAAAUGUUGUUGCUCCUAAAAGUGACAUGUCAACAAAGGAAACAGAUGCUCCAUUGCCCACUAUUCCUAGGCUGAUGUUAACAGAAGAGGACAAAAUACCAUCUUUAGAGGAACACCAGCAAGAAGCUAUGCCGGAGAUAAAAAUGAAAAAUCUAUUCUUCCCACGAAAAGAAAAACUGAAAGAUAGAUAUCCAAGCCUUUUAAAAACUGACUCAUCUUCAUCAGAGGUAAAGUUGAAAAAUAUCCAUAUAAAUCCAGGUAGAAUAAAGAGGAGGAACUUAAAUUUAUCUCCAACAGAAAUUAGGUGGCAAAGCAACAGUCUGAGCUCAGCUUGA
Balaenoptera ricei (Rice's whale) is the source of this 1593-nucleotide messenger RNA. It is a transcript of the gene CATSPERT, whose product is annotated as C2 calcium dependent domain containing 6. Bases 1 to 1593 code for a protein of 530 amino acids. The transcript is spliced from 13 exons. The record is from RefSeq and is a predicted model, not a curated record. NCBI's taxonomy places the organism in Eukaryota, Metazoa, Chordata, Mammalia, Artiodactyla, Balaenopteridae.